AUGAAUUAUUCACUUUGCGAUGAUGAGUAUUUGCAUGAUAUUGGAGGACACAGGGGCAUAUACGUCGGAGACAAGACGACAGAGGACAAAAAAGUAACAGAGGCCAAGAGCAAGACAAAGAUGAUCAUGCCGCGGCACCGUUUCCAGGAGAGUUGGCUUCCCAAUGCCCUCUUCAAGACUUGGCUGGCAAGAGUGCCAGACGACACCACCAGGGCAUACUGCCAGGUAUGCCAUAAGCACUUGAUGGCCGAUAUCACCGGCCUCAAGUACCAUAGGACGUCGAGGCAGCAUGUGUCCCUGGAGGAGAGGCAGCGGGCAACCAGCCGCAGGCAAGAGAGUGCCACCCCCGAGGAGCGCCCUGGCGCGGCUGAAGAGCAAAGGGGUUUUCCUAGUGCUGUACAGCAUGCAACGCUGCUCUUCAUUUUGUUUUUAGCGGAGCACAACUUGCCUCUUUGCGAUGACCUCCUGGAGCUGAACCGGAAAAUGUUCCCUGAUUCUACCAUCGGAGCCCAGAUGGCCCUCAAAAGAAAAAAAUGUUCGCAGCAAACAAAAAUUUUAGGAGAAUUCCUUGCCAAGCAAUUGGCAAGAAAGUUACAUUACAAAUUUAGCCUGAUCAUAGAUGAGACGACCGACUGCACAGCUGAUAAAGCAUGUGCCUUAGUUGUCAAGUAUUCCAACAAAGAGACCAAUACAAUUAAGACGUCCAUGCUAGACAUCAUCAGCUUGUAUGAUGAGAAUGAUGGAUCGUCAGGGGUGUCUUUAUUUAACCUCAUUACAAAAACCCUGAAUACCUACCAGAUCCCUUUCACGAAUAUGGUCGGCUUUGGUGCUGAUGGGGCAUCAAAUAUCAUGGGUGCUGUAAAUUCUGUGAGCAGUAGACUAAAAGCGCACAUGCCUGGCAUCACCAUCGUUAAGUGUGCGGCUCACAGCAUACACUUGUGUAGCAGCGAAGCAGCGAAAACGCUUCCAAGGACCUGUGAAGAACUGGUCCGAAAUGUUUACACCUUUUUCUGCCAUAGCGCAAAAAGGAAAUAUGAAUUUAAAGAAUAUCAGGUAUUUUGUGGGGUCAAGCCUCACAAAAUAUUGCAUCCAUGUGCAACAAGGUGGCUUUCCUUAGCACAAGCUGUAGAACGAUUACUAGAACAGUGGCAGCCACUAAAGCUCUAUUUUAAUGGUAUCAGACUUGUUGAAAAAUUGUCAUCAAUUGACAGAAUUUGUGAGGCCAUGGAUAAUGAAGCCGUUUAUUGCUACCUAAAAAUUUUGAAUUAUAUGUUGCCACAUCUGAACAGAGUGACUUUGGUGUUUCAGGCCAAAGGACCUACACUACACUUGGCCCAUGACAUUCUUACAAAUUCAUAUCUAAAGUUGUUGAAUUAUUUCUGCCAGCCAACAGCACUACAGAAAAUGAAACUAAAUGAAAUAGACCCUGCAGACCAAACAAUUCAUCUACCAAUAAAUCAAAUUUACCUAGGGGAGGAUGUACACAGCCUCUUUCAAGCACCAAACUAUGAAAACCACAAGUUGGUUAUGGAAAUUAAAACCACCUGA
This is a messenger RNA of Penaeus vannamei (Pacific white shrimp), 1548 nucleotides long. Lineage: Eukaryota; Metazoa; Arthropoda; Malacostraca; Decapoda; Penaeidae. The record is from RefSeq and is a predicted model, not a curated record.